AUGUUUGAGACAACAGGUCACUGGGUGUCCUCUGCUGAUCUCUCAAGACCUGGGACAUCUCUGGCGGACAUCAACAAGACCUUGCAGAAACGACUGCAGGGCCUGAAGGUCCGAAAUCUCAACAGCCGUGGCAAGUCCCGUGGAGACGCACAUAAAGCCAGGUGCCGGCUGACUCCCCUGGUGAAGCAGAAAACAUCACGUGCAGAGACCGCUGGGAGCGUUCCAGGUGAGAAAGUGAUUUCCAGGCCUUGUAGCCAAUCCCUUCCGGGUUUGAAGCUCAGCAGCGAAUCUCUGUUCAUGCAGGAAAGCAUUGGGCGCCAGCCGUUGGGCUUUGCCCUAGAGACUUGGCUCGUGGAAGUGCUGUGGAAUCAGCCAAUGGCGGCCGCCAGUAGCGCCCCGAACUCUUUGGAGACCGCCACCUUGAAAUCCUCCAUGACGCAUGCCUAUUUGACCAGCAAAUUCCAGGUUGGGUCUGCCAAGAGCGACAAGAUCAACUACACCUUGGCACAGAAGGUGUUCCACAGCGGCGAUGUGCCGCACGAGGUGUUGGAUUCCAAACGAGCAGUGCAGAAAAAGAAGCAGCCGAAUAUCCUGGGCACCGAGAAAAGGGAUUGGAACUCCUCCACCAUUGCGGACCAGAAGAUCCAGAAAGAUAUGCACAAGGUGACGCUGGAAGAUUUGGAGCUGCCUCCCCGCCGUGAACGUCCCAGUGCCGCCACACCCGUGAGCCAACUGCUGGGCCCUGCAGCUGCCACUGGCACAGCACCGGGAAACGGGCCGCCAGGUGCAGCCCGGCCGAAGAUGACUGAGGAGUUGUUGCCGGGAGCCGAAGCCAGGGGACAGCGGGCAUUCCAGGAAGAUGGAUUGGUGGGAACUGAGGGGCAACAACUGCAGUUGUUGGCAUAUUAUGCUGAGCUUUGUGAGGAUUUUCGACACUACCAGAGGAUAACCAGAGAGGAGGGAGGUCCUUUACAGGCUGAUGGAGCUCAACUGCUUCUGUUGAACGGGCCUCCUGGGACAGGCAAGACGCGACAUGCUGUCAGCUUUGCGAGGGCCUUGGGUUUGCCACUGCUGGCCAUGAACCCAACACAGCUUGGAACCAAUGGACAAGUCUCAAGUGCUUGGGCUUCAUCUAUUCGACAGGAGAUCAGUGGCCGCGAUUGCAUCUUAUUUUUGGAUGAAAUUGAUCAGUUCGCCAAAGAUGAGGCCUUUGCCUCGGGUCUACGGCAAUUCUUGGAUGGUGUGUGUCAACCCUCCGGCAGUAAAGUGCUGGUGGUGGGGACCACCAAUCGGAUCGACCGAUUGCAUGCGGACGUGCGGCACAGGGCUGAGCUGGUGAACUUUGAGCGACCGGAGAGGCUGCAUCUGGAGGCGAUGUGGAAGAGCUAUGCUAAGCAUUUGAACGAGGAGGAGCUGUCUCAUUUGGCUGGUUCCAGCAUGCUGCAGAAGGCCACUGGUCGGGAUGUAAAGCACUGUGCUUCCCUGUGCGAGCGUGAGACCGCAAUCGCCUAUUUGAAUGAGCAACAAGCCUUGGGCUACUGUCAUGGUGCAGCUUUAUCCAAUUGUCCCGGGCCCAAGGUGCCUUUGUCUGGCAGCCAUGAGUUUUGUGGAUUUUUUCUCGGGAAUCUGCUGAAGUUGUAUCCAGAUGUGGGCAUUGAUUUUUCUGCGAGCAUCUGCGCUUGGAGAAUGGUGCUGGAAGACGCUGACGAAGGUGAGGAUCUGAAACGGCACCUUCUUGAGAUCCGCGCCGGGAUUCACGAUGAGAAGAUCCUGAAGCCUUGCAAGGCCCAUAGCGAUGAGCAAAUCAUCGAACGCUACAAGUUCGUUGUGGCUAUGACAGGGCAAGGCCCUAUUGGCAAACUGUCAGGCAAGUGGUUCAAUGCCAUUGAUGAGCGUGGUCUUCCUGCCCACUGUGUGGCUGAUCAUUGGAAUGAUUGGAAUGCGUCCUACAGCACGCACACCAAGGACGAUAUCCAGCAGGCCCAUGCAGUAGUGCAGCAGAAGGACGAUCGUCGGAAGCGUAUGAUGACCAAGGACAACAAGGUCAACAGCGAAGCCUAUGUGAAUCCUACCCAGGCCAUUGCCAACAUGAACGACCGCCUGCGAGAAAGAAAGAUUGACUUCCAAGACUUGAAGGUCCAGUUCAAAAGGGAACUGAAAGUGGAAUUCCCACAAGCCUCAGAAGAGCGUCUUCAAGCAAUGGCCCAGCGGUUGCUGAACGAGAAGCUGCUUGCCGAUGAGAAGAUGGCGAGGUUUCCUGUGCAGCAUGAAAGUUUCCGGCCAAAUCUCUCAUUGACAACCCAGGACCGAAGAUACAAGGAGUUUUAUCAUCCUGGCACAUUUGUCUGGCACGAAGCGGAAAAGCGUGAGGCCUGGACGUGUUGCAUGAACUUCGGACAUGAGAGCCGUGGCUGCGAGUUCAAGGUGGUGAAUCCGGACACCUGGUGCUAUCAAGGCUUUGAGCGCCUGACAACUUGGAGCUGGAGUGAUGAGACCAAUCCCUUUGUGGCGCCGCAGUGCCCUCAUGAACUUCUCGUUCAGGAGUUUGGCCAGCGGCAUCCAGCGCGUCGCAGUCGCUCGCGGCUCACAGUGUCAAGUUUGACGUUACCCUCCCAGGAGAGUUUCAUCCUCCAAGAUCCUGACGACGAGGAGGUCAUCGAAGCCCUGGCAGAAGAACCCUUCGUGGAUGACUACCUGGAGCGGAUCUUUCCCACGAACUACAGCCUCUGUACUCAUUCUCCAGUCAACUCCAAGAUUCUACCUAUACCGCAGGGAUCUAGGGUCUCUUCUGCUCACACGGUGGCAUCUUCAAGAUAUCAAGGUGGCGAUCUGAAGGCUCAGUUCAAAGGCCUUGGCGCGCAGAAUGUCAGAUUGGAUUAUCACCUCUGCGAUGCUCGAAGUGUCACCAGAUAUGGUGAGGUUCAGCACAACCAAGCGAGCAUUCGAUGCUGGGAGCCCAACCUUCAUCCCUGCCCUUGGGAGGUCUCGGUUGAUGGCGAUUGGUAUUGGCUGUCCACGAAAAACUUGGGAGAUUUAGAGUUGGCCAGCUUGGGACCUUAG
This is a messenger RNA of Cladocopium goreaui, 3060 nucleotides long. The record is from the annotation of a GenBank genome assembly. NCBI's taxonomy places the organism in Eukaryota, Dinophyceae, Suessiales, Symbiodiniaceae.